Astrephomene gubernaculifera is the source of this 2597-nucleotide messenger RNA. NCBI's taxonomy places the organism in Eukaryota, Viridiplantae, Chlorophyta, Chlorophyceae, Chlamydomonadales, Astrephomenaceae. The record is from the annotation of a GenBank genome assembly.
GACAAGCUUUGCACAUGCUAUGCAAUGUUCCAGUGCAUGCUUCUUUUUCCAUCAUUGUUAGCGAGCGCCGCGCAUACAUUGGGUGUUACACGCGCUUACCGGCUAGCGUUAGGCUUCGCACUUCCAAUACCAUUCGGUUUAGGUGCCAUCACUCCUCUCUCAGAAUCUCUACUGGACGCCAUUGUGCUGCCUAACUUGAAACAAUUGCAGCCAUGGCGCGCCCAACCGUCGUCUUUAUCGUGCCGCUCAUCCUGAGGCUUUCCUUGUUGGCAGCGCUUGUACCCUCCUUAGUGCGCUCAGCCCGCAUCGGAGCCGCAUCCACAAUCCUCUCCGCUGCUGUUCUGGACAAGAAUCCCCUCCCGGGCGUCCGCACCAGUGCCGGUAACAACGGCCCCGCCGCCGGCAGUUGGCAAGCCAACGCCGAUCCCAGGACUGCAAACGUGGCUGUGGACCUUCCCAUCUUUACAGCCGCAUCUACAGCUUUGUCUGUCGCUGCAGCAGCUAAAGCACGCCGCCACGGCAGCGUCGCAGGCCUGCACCAGCCCCUUGAGCGCCUCCGCGUCCCAGCUGUCAAACAGCGCCUGGAUUCACAAAUCCGAAUUCAGUCUGACCGUCAGGUUCUGGAGCGCGGCGCUGGCGAGUGGUUCACAGUGUCUUGGUCAGGCGUGUCGGAUCCUAUGUACGACGAUUGGAUCGCGGUUGUCGUGCCCGCUGACGCGAAUCUGACCCAGACGGCCCCUGCCAAAUGGAAGUUUGCGGCAGGUGACCCGCAUCACGUCCUGACGGGGUCAGGUUCCCUCAGGUUCCGGCUGAUCAGCUAUCGGGCUGAUGUGGCCUUUGCGCUGAUGCGCAACGGCUUCGAUGCGGCGGUGGAGGUGGCUCGCAGCCAGCCGGUGAAGCUGCUGCACCCCAACGAGCCGCUCCAGCUUCACUUGGCCCUGACUGGAGAUCCCAGUGAAAUGCGGGUUCAAUGGAACACGCGGGAUGCCGGGUCGCAGCCCCAGGUACGGUGGGGUGAGGCAUCGGUGAAGUACGACAACAGUGUUGAAUCCACAUCCGCCGCCUCCGCCGGAAGCGCCGGUCCCGCCUACCCCUUCUCCGCCAACGCCACAAGCAGCCGUUAUGAGCGUGGGGAGCUUUGCGGCGGCGCCGCCACCUCGGUGGGCUGGGUGGACGCGGGCAGCCACCCCUCGGCCCUCAUGACGCGCCUCAAGCCCGCCACCCGCUACUACUACAGAGUGGGGGAUCCGACCAGUGCCGACGGUUGGAGUGAGGAGCAGUGGUUCUGGGCCGCUCCCGAGGCCUCACCGCACGCCACCGUACGAAUUCUGGCGGUCGCAGACAUGGGGCAGGGAGAGCUCGACGGUUCCCUGGAGGGCAGCGAGAUGUUUGCCUCCCUCAACACCACCCGUCGCAUGGCCGCGGAGGGAGGCGGGGCGGCAGGAGGGGUGGGAGCGCCGUACAGCCUGUUGCUGCACAACGGCGACUUGUCGUACGCCAGGGGCUACGGCACGCAGUGGGACAACUUCAUGCACCAGAUCCAGCCGCUCGCCGCCCGCAUGCCGUACAUGGUGGCAGCGGGCAACCACGAGAGGGACUGGCCGGGCUCGGGAGACAUCUUCCAGGUGGAGGACAGCGGCGGCGAGUGCGGGGUGCCGAUGGAGAGGCGCUUUGCCAUGCCGUACCAGGGCACGGGCAAGCAGUGGUACGCGUUCGAGUACGGCCCGGUGUUCUUCCUGCAGUACAGUACGGAACAGCCUUUUGAACCGGGAUCAGAGCAGUACGAGUUUAUAGUGCAGACGCUGCGCCGCGUGGACCGCCGCCGCACCCCCUGGCUGGUGAUGGGCGGCCACCGGCCCAUCUACAUCGCCUCCACCAACACCAUGUGGCCCGAUGGAGACCAGCACGUGUCGCAGAUGCUGAGGGAUGCCCUGGAGGAGCUGAUGAUGGAGUACCGGGUGGACCUCACGUUGCACGGCCACCACCACAGCUACCAGCGCACCUGCCCGCUGUACCGCGGCGCCUGCCAGCAUGCGGACGCGGAGGGGGUGGCGGGCGGCCCGGUGCACCUGGUCAUCGGACAUGCGGGCGCCGGCCUCAGCAUGAACAUCAUGGACCCGCUACCGGUCUGGCUCAAGAGCCUGAGCCUCUGGUGGGGCUACGCGCGGAUGGAGGUCAGCGGGACGCACCUGUCAGUGGAGGUGGUCUCUGACGAGGACGGCCGCCUGUUGGACAGCUUCCAGCUGCGCAAGCCAGCCAAUUGGGGCGCCAAGUUCAUGGAGCGCAGGGAGCAGUCGGAGCUUGCGCUUGCACAGCAGCGCCAGGAGCGUGUGAAGAUGUGAGGCGAUGAGCUGUACGAUAGGUGUGUGGAGAGAGAGAGAGAGAGACUAAAGAUGGCAGUGACGAUUUGAGGGAUUACUAGUACCGCCCUAGUGUGCCUUACAAGGCACUGCCGCAACACAUUGUGAGGGGAUGGCGGGGCUCCGAAAGCCCGGGGAUAAGCACGAGCGACGGCAUGGUGGCUUGUUGCGGCCUUGUACAUGUGUACAAUAUCAGGCUUCUGUUGUACGUUAUGUGUACUACGAAAUGUACCAUUA